AUGACGGCCGAUUCCCUUGAACAUAGUCCGCCCGCCAUCCCGACACCUUCCACUAACACUUCAGAACCAACUUCAUUAGACCGAGAUGACUUGUCCAUCCUAUCAAAAGAUCUGUGCAUGCCCAUUGCAAUUGUCGGGGUGGGCUUCAGAGGCCCUGGAAGUGCCAACAAUGCUAAGCAAUUGUGGACAAUGAUUCUCGAAGGACGAGAAGCGUGGAGUCCAAUUCCAAAGUCGCGAUGGAACAACGAUGUCUUUUAUCAUCCGGAUCACUCAAGACACGGAACAAUCAACGUUGAAGGAGGGCAUUUCCUGGCGCAAGAUGUGACAUUGUUCGAUGCACCAUUCUUCAACAUGACAAGCGACGAGGCAGCCGCGAUGGACCCUCAGCAACGGCUGUUACUCGAGGUUACUUACGAAGGCUUUGAAAAUGCUGGUAUCCCGAUGGCAAAGAUUAUGGGCAGCUCAACAGCCUGCUUUGUUGGCUGUUUCAACGCUGACUACACCGAUCUCCUCCUGCGCGAUCCAGACUGCAUUCCAAUGUAUCAGUGCACCAACUCCGGGCAGUCCCGAGCCAUGACAGCAAACCGAGUGUCAUACUUCUUCGACAUGAGAGGCCCUAGUGUGACAGUUGAUACCGCCUGUUCGGGUAGUUUAACAGCUCUCCAUCUGGCAUGUCAAAGCCUUCGGACUGGUGAUGCCUCGAUGGCCGUCGCAGCGGGAGUCAAUGUGAUCCUCAGCCAUGAGUUCAUGUCGACGAUGACUAUGAUGAAGUUUCUUUCCCCCGACGGACGAUGCCACACAUUCGACGAAAACGCCAGCGGAUACGCUCGAGGCGAGGGUAUUGGAUGUUUGGUCCUCAAGCCGCUAAGAGACGCUAUUCAAGACCACGACCCCAUUCGCGCCAUAAUUCGAGGUUCUGGACUGAAUCAAGAUGGCAGGACCCCCGGUAUUACCCUACCGAGUGGCGCAUCGCAAGAAGCCCUAAUGCGUCAUGUCUACCAGGGGGCUGGCCUCGAUCCAUGCGAGACGGACUUCGUCGAAGCGCACGGUACCGGAACACAGGCUGGCGACCAUAUUGAAACGGCAGCCCUCGCAAAGGUGUUUUGUCAGAACCGAAGUCCCAUGCGGCCGCUACGAGUCGGAUCCAUCAAGACCAAUGUUGGCCAUCUGGAAGGCACGAGCGGAGUUGCGGGUGUUAUUAAAGCCGUCCUGAUGCUCGAGAAUCGAACAUUUCUCCCCAACCGCAACUUUCGAAUAGUAAAUCCUCGUAUCCGAUGCGAAGAUUGGAGGCUCAAGAUACAGUUAGCUGCAGAGCCGUGGGAAUGCCCGAGUCCGCAUCGUGUUUCUGUGAACAGCUUCGGAUAUGGCGGGAGUAACGCACAUGCCAUACUCGAAGAUGCACCAGGCUAUCUUUACUGUCGUGGACUGAGAGGUAGAGUGCGAUACAGUGAGCAUUCUGUCGCUGCCAACCAAACAUACUUUACACGAUCUCGAGUCUACAUGUUUUCUGGGUUUGACGAGAGAUCCACCACAAGGCAACUUCAAAGUUUUCGAGAAUAUCUACUCAAGGACAAGCCAGAAGCAGAUGAGAGAUACAUGAAUAACCUAGCUUAUACAUUGAAUGAACGCCGCACGAUGCAUGCCUGCAGAGCUGCAAUUGUGGGAACGUCCCCUGCAACACUAGCAGAGACAUUAUCUGGUAGGGUGAAAAUUAUUAAAGCUCGUCGACGACCAAGUAUCGGUUUCGUCUUCACAGGACAGGGUGCACAGUGGGCGGGAAUGGGAAAGGAGCUACUAGAGGCAUAUCCGGUAUUCCACGAAUCAAUUCAACGAAUUGACGACUACAUAAAAUCCAUCGGCGCUCCUUACUGUAUGGUGGAAGAGAUACUUAAGGAUCAAGGAGCCUCGCGAUUAAGCAACCCCCUCUUCAGCCAGCCUAUAUGCUCUGCCCUUCAAAUAGCCCUGGUAGAUCUACUAGCAUCUUGGGGGAUAUAUCCAGACUCGGUGACCGGACACUCUAGCGGGGAAAUUGCCGCUGCGUAUGCCGCUGGUGCACUGACCAUGGAGGAUGCCAUGGCAGUGGCUUACUACCGAGGAGUGGUCGUCAGUAACUGGCCUCUCGCUAACGGGCAGAUAAGGGGGUCCAUGCUUGCCCUCGGGGCGUCUGUCCGAGAGUGCCAGUCGUAUCUCGAUCUGCUUCAUUCGGGAAAGGCUGUUGUAGCAUGCAUCAACAGCCCAUCGAGCGUCACGAUUGCAGGAGAUCUCCCUGCUAUCGAUGAAUUAGAGCAGAUCGUUCGCGAAAAACAAGUGUUUAGCCGCCGACUAUCAGUGGAAGUUGCAUACCACUCCCACCACAUGGAAUUAGUUAAGGAGCAGUACUUGGGCCAUAUAGCACAUGUGAGCCCGAGGAGCUGUGAGGAUAUUGCCAACUAUCUUGAUAAUCGAUCCGUAUCCUUCUUCUCCUCAGUGACAGGAGCCGAGAUCAAACCAUCCGAAUUGGGCUCCCGAUAUUGGGCUAGUAACCUUGUGGGCCAGGUGAAUUUCGUCGAUUCUCUACGCGCCCUGUGCUUCGAGACCAUUAACCAGCGGGCACCCGUCAGGACGUUAGAAAAGAAACGAAUAAAGCGAGUCGGCAUGGCUCAAAAGGUCAGCGUCGAUGCCCUUGUUGAGGUUGGUCCUCACGCUACACUGGCAGGACCAAUCAAGCAGACCUUGCGAGAUGACACGAAGCUCAAUGCAGCUGAGAUCUUAUACAUUAGCGUCCUGACCAGAAAGAGCAACGCUAUUACAGCUGCUCUAAACGCUGCCGCCACACUAAUGUGUACCGGCUACCCUGUGGACUCCCAGGCGAUUAACAAUCCCACAGCCUCCCAUGAACCAAGCGUGCUCGUUGAUCUCCCUCCAUAUGUGUGGAGUCAUCUACAAUCAUAUUGGGCAGAGCCUCGAAUUAGCAAGAACCUUCGCAAUCGCAAGCAUGCCCGGACAGACCUGUUGGGCGCUAUCGAUAGGAUGGCUUGUCCUUUUCAGCCUUUGUGGAGAAACUUCCUUCGCGUGUCUGAGAAUCCUUGGUUAUUGGAUCAUAGGAUCGAGUCUAAUAUAGUAUAUCCUGCUGCUGGUUAUAUUGUCAUGGCGAUAGAGGCAUUCCUUCAGCAUGAAUUAAACGGUACCUCUGCAGACGGGAUGCCCACAAUCUAUAUUCGUGAUAUAUCCAUACAAUCGGCUCUAGUUCUCCAGGAGACAGGGGCUGUAGAGACUUUACUCAUACUCAGCCAAUGCGAGAGCAACUCUCGUGGCUCCUAUCCAGCUCACAAUUUCCACAUUUACUCGGUCACGCAGGACAACAUAUGGACAGAGCAUUGCAGUGGUUUGAUUGGAGCACAGAAUAGCGAUCGGACCAAAUUCGGGCUUGAAUCUGAGCAAACAACUGACGGCUUUACUUCCCUUGACAUCGAACUAUUCUACAGGACCUUAGCCAGUGUCGGCCUUGAGUACGGACCAUGUUUUGCUAACAUCAAGCAAGCACGCUUCAAGAAUUCAACGUGUGUAUCAGAGAUUAUCACUCCAGAUACUGCGGCGGUGAUGCCCAUGAAUUUCCAGUACCCAUCUCUGAUACACCCUUGCACCUUGGAUAGUAUUAUUCACACGAUAUUUGUCAACACAGACUCAAUAAACGGCCCUACUAUUCCUAUCCGUAUCGAUGAGAUGUGCGUGUCGUGCCGCACAGGGCACACGGCUGGGAGCAAACUAAACGUUUUUACCGAAACACAGCGAACAAGGAAGGGGAAUCUCAUAGCUUCAAUUUCAGUUCUGGAUGAAUCUCGGCAACCGUCGAUUUCUAUUACAGGUCUACGGUGCAGGCGUCUUGGACCGAAUCAAUCUCCAGACCCAAGGAGAACGAAAAGCCAUAUGGCAUAUGAGUUGAAAUGGGAUUUGGAUGUAGACUUGCUGACCGGGUCUACGUUAUCGAGCAUUGUACCCUCCUGUAAGGAAUUGAAAAAGCAGUGCAGUGGAUUCAACGCUUUGCAUGAAGCAUGCGCAUUAUACUACAUCAAUGAAUACGUUAAGCACGUGGACCAAGCGGCCAUUGAGAAGCUUCAGCCGUUUAGAAAACGACAGCUCGAGUUUUUCAAAGACAUAGCGACUCAGCGGAAUCAGACAUCCUGCGAUAUCCACAAUGAAGACAUCGAACGAGUAAGAUCUUCUGGCCCUGAAGGUCAUAUUCUCUGCACUGUGGGCGCAAGUCUGUCUCUUAAUUUGACAGAUGAUGCCGGCCUUAUAACAGCCAAUGAACAUUCUAUCUGGAACGAGUACUGGAAAAGGGUCUAUGAUGACCCAGCCUAUGAAACAGUGUCCAGGUACUUGGACCUAGUCAGCCAUAAGAACCCUAUGGUCUCAAUCCUUGAAAUCGAGGCUAGCACAGGUGGGGCAUCGAAAAGAUUCCUCCAGCGGCUCGUCGGGGCAAAGGAUGGCAUUACUCGAUUCACGAAGUAUACCGCAACACACCCCGAUUUACGUCUUCUAGGGUCAGCACGAAGUGAGAUUUGCGCAUGGGACCAUUGCGUAGAAAUUAAGGAGCUCGAUAGUGAGGGGGAUCUAAAUGCCCAGGGGUUUGGCAUACACCAGUACGAUGUCGUGAUUAUUGCACAUGGGUUAUACACAGUCAAAUCGAAACAUAGAGCAUUGGGCAAUAUCCAGAGUCUCCUCAAGCCUAAUGGCCACCUGGUCCUGAUUGAUCCUUUAUCGAAACUAAAACUAUCCGAGUAUGUGAUAUUCGCUAAUUUUCCGGGGCCCUGGAAGCAAGAUGGCGUUGGAUAUUUCGACAAUGAUUUGAUAUCUACUCUGAGGGACACCCAGCUUUCGGAACUACAAGAAAUAAAGGGAUCUGGAGAUCAACAUGUGGUUAUUAUUUCCCGACCCACAAGGCAACAGGCUUCCCUUACGUCGGAAGUAGUUAUUAUAGCAGAGAGGGGAGAGUGCGGUGUACAGAUACCUCAUUUGCAAGACCUUCUUUCUUCGGUAUCGCAGGUGAACACCACCGACCUGGCCCAUCUUAAGCCGCAGAGAAAGGCUUGCGUCGUCCUGAGUGAACUUCAGGCACCAGUUCUGACACAUUUCAAUCAAAAAAUAAUGGAUAUACUCAAGCAGAUGUUUCUAGAAGCGACCUGCAUCCUCUGGGUGACGCGUGGUGGCACAAUCACACCAAUCAAUCCAGAAGCCGGUCUAAUUACUGGCCUUGCACGGACUGCUCGCUCAGAGACGGGGGUAGAGCCUAUUAUCACACUUGACCUAGAUGCUGGCAGUCCGCUUUGCGGGUAUCGAGCGGCUAAACUCAUAUACGAGCUUGUUUAUCAUUGUCUGUUAAGAAGCAAGCCAGCCGAGUCCGAUACGGAGUAUAUAGAACGGAGUGGUGCGCUUCUUGUCCCUCGGGUUGUAGAGAACCGACAUUUGAAUGAAGCCAUUGCAUCUGUUCAUGACACGCAUCUUACAAGCGUUGAGGCCUUUCAUCGGGACAACCGACAUCUACGAGUGGCGGUGAAUAACAGUGUCCAACCGGAAGGCAUUUAUUUCAUAGAGGACACCCGGAUUACCACACUUUCCAAUAUUGAGGUCCGCAUACAAGUCCAUGCCGUCGGACUGAGUGAGCAAGAUGCACAGCUAGCAGACAGCAAAGCUUCAGACGCAACGGACAUUGGGCUUGGAUGCAGCGGAACUGUACAAGCCGUCGGAAAAUCAGUUCACAAUCUAAUACCUGGAGACAGAGUAGCCUGCUUGAGAUCUGGAACAGCAGCCAGUUUCUACCAAGACUGCGAAACUGCCUUUCAAAAAAUGCCUUCGGGUAUGUCUUUUGAAACUGCUGCCGCAAUACCUGCGGCUUAUUGCACAGCUUUCCAUGCCGUUCACCGUCUCGCUAAGAUAAAACCAGGGGAUCGAGUAUUGAUCAAUUCCGCUAUUGGAGCAGUUGGUCAAGCUACGAUAGAAGUAUGUACAGUUGCAAGUGCUCAUGUAUACGCGCUUGUGGAAAGCGUAGUAGACAAGGAACUUUUGGUCUCCUCGGCUCUGUUGCCAGAUGAACGGAUCCUUCUCAAUGACGAGUCGCUCUUAAAAGAUCUCCUUAUGUUGACUGAUGAUAGAGGGGUGAAGACGAUAGUCAACUGUGAUCAAUCUGACAAUCAUGCAUUCGGUUCAUUAUGGCGAUGUUUUGGAACAUCAGGCACUUUCAUUCAGUUACAUGCCCGUAAAACAGUUGAGAAGAGUGGAUGGAAAGUGCCAGCACUCGACAAAAAUAUCAUAUUUGCAACAGUCGAUAUUGGAAGCCUAGUGAGGAGCAAUUCAGAUAUGCUUGACGAAGUCUGGGACCGAGUAGCGCGUCUUCUUCGCCGAGGCACACUCCGUGGUCACUCGCACCCGACCACUUAUAGCAUCUCGGACAUUGCUGAAGCGCUGGAUGUUCUCACACAAGCAGAUCAUCCAGACCCCAUUGUACUCACAGCUGGCAUUGGUGAGACGGUUAAGACUAUCGUCCCUAGGCAGCCCGAUAUGCUUCUUCGACCAGAUGUAUCAUACAUGCUUGUCGGUGGGCUUGGUGGUAUCGGUCGCGCGACAGCACACUGGAUGGCAGAUCAUGGAGCAAAAAUAAUCAUCUUUGUCAGUAGGAGGGGCUUAUCAGGAGAAUCUUCUCAAAGUACUAUCAAAGUGUUGAAAGAGAAGGGCGUUCGAGCCAUCGUUCAUGCCUGCGACAUAUCCCAACGUGAUCAAGUUAAGGAGAUGAUGAGCAGUCUCAAAGAAACUGCACCGCCAAUCCGGGGCAUCAUCCAAGGUGCCAUGCUCCUGAGGGACACUCAUAUCGAGAAAAUGACUCUUGAUGACUACACUGCGGUUCUACAGCCCAAGUACCACGGCACAUGGAACCUCCACCGCUAUCUCCCAUCCGAUCUCGACUGGUUCAUCAUGCUAUCUUCCAUUAGCGGCAUAAUAGGUAACGCGACUCAGGCCGCCUACGCCGCCGGCUCAACAUUCAUGGAUUCAUUCGCAGCAUACCGCAACUCCUUGGGCCUUCCAGCCGUAUCCUUAGAUCUUGGAGUAAUCACAGAUGCGGGCUAUCUAGCGGAGAACAAAGAGCUGGCAUCGAAAAUGGGGCAGCAAGGAUUCCAGGGGACUGACAGCAAGACCCUUAUGUCACUGAUCGAGGUGGCAAUCAUGAGCUGCCAGAAAGACAGAACGAUCUCCCAAAUUAUUACUGGGCUAGGUCAGUGGAAAUCAGGUCGAUCACUGCCCAACUUCGAUGCACCUCUUUUCUCCCACUUUCGACGACUUCAUCUAGGCACGUCAGUCAACGCUCAGACCGAAAUUUCCAAUACGCUGAGACAGGACCUCCAGGCCACAAAAUCCCUUGAAGACGCUGCGGCAGUUAUAUACACGGCUUUAAGCGCUCGAGUCGCUACUAAUCUCUCAAUUCCAGUUGACAACAUCAACCCUACUGGCCCAAUAACGGAGUACGGAAUUGAUUCCCAUGUAGCGGUCGAACUCCGGAAUUGGAUCUCCAAACACAUGGAAGGCACGGUGCCAAUUCUGGACAUAUUAGCUAGUUCGUCCUUGAUGGAAUUGGCAGGGAAGAUAGCAGACAGAUCUAGUCUAGUAAGGGUCGAGGAAGAGCACUGA
This is a messenger RNA of Aspergillus bombycis, 7659 nucleotides long. Its product is annotated as putative polyketide synthase. Gene Ontology annotation, molecular function: oxidoreductase activity; phosphopantetheine binding; fatty acid synthase activity. Lineage: Eukaryota; Fungi; Ascomycota; Eurotiomycetes; Eurotiales; Aspergillaceae. Gene Ontology annotation, biological process: fatty acid biosynthetic process; secondary metabolite biosynthetic process. The transcript has 9 exons. Bases 1 to 7659 code for a protein of 2552 amino acids. The record is from RefSeq and is a predicted model, not a curated record.